GCCACACAUACGGAUGGGUGUUGACUUGGGGCCGUGCGUGUGCGGUCGGUCGGUCGCCGGGCAUUCUCAAACGUUCGCACACGCGCCACCAUGGAAGUGUCCCACGAAGCCAUGCUCUUGUACGUGCGGUCGAUCAAGGCACCUGAGCCGUCGACGGCCGAGCGUGACGUGGAUCCGAAGAAGGGUCGCGUCAAGAAGUUCUUCAAGUCGCUCUCGAUGCGCAAGUCCAAGAAGGAUGACGACGAUCAAGACGACACGCGGUGGUCCGAUGUGUUUCGGUCCGACCGCAAACGUGGCGACUCGUUCUUUCGCCGACUUUCGUUCCUGCAACCCCGCGACUCGGAAACCUUGUCCACGAGCGAGCGACCGAGCUUCCUUGACCGCCUCGUCGGCGACAAACCGUCCCCCGUUGGCACGAAUGCGACCCGCCCUAGCAACGUUGCCUCCGACUUCACGAGGCCACCGCGGACGAGCCGUGAUAGUACACACGCGCCAACGCUGCGCCACAGCACCACGGCGACUGCUCUUGACUCGACACCCCAUCACACUAUGACGUUUGGCCGUGUUGACAUUCUCUCAAACCCUUCCCACCAGCCACUUCGACGACCCCAUGAUGUUUCAGCGCACCAUCCUGCUUUGUCGCCCAUGGAGCCCGUGAAAGAGCCUCUGGUGGUAGUCCGCGAAGAAGAUGUGCAUGUGAAAUCCCCCAACGUAACAGGAGAACCUCUUGAUAUCCCGUCCGAGGGACAUGAAACCCUUGCCAUCGUGGCCGAAAGCGCGUCAUCCACCGAGACUGCCGCCGCUGAAUCCAACGACACCAACUUGCUCGAUGCCGCAUCGAUACCAUCCCAAGAUGUCAAGUUACAAGUCGCGAAGCCGUCUGCCUUGGACGCUGACCCACGACAAACUCAGUUGGAGGCAAGAAUCGCCGCACUUUUACAUUUGAAACGUGUCGCGGCGGUCAAGGCGCCCAUGCCAAAGGCUGCUCCUGCGCGCCCCGUUCCAGUUGUGACUCGCCCCCCCGCAUACGACGUCAUGGACGACGGCACGUCGUUGUGGUUUGACGAGGUAUUGGCCAUGAUGGGGGCGCCGAGCUUUUAGAGUCGGGCAAGUCGUAUUUAUUUGCAGUGUUAACGUGAAACAUGCGUGUGCUGGUUUCAAGAGCAUCUUGGGCGCUGCCGUCCCCAAGCAGCGCCCGCUUCUGGUCACGAGAACGUU
This is a messenger RNA of Aphanomyces invadans, 1218 nucleotides long. RefSeq lists its product as hypothetical. The coding region runs from base 91 to 1101 and encodes 336 amino acids. The record is from RefSeq and is a predicted model, not a curated record. The transcript has a single exon. Lineage: Eukaryota; Oomycota; Saprolegniomycetes; Saprolegniales; Verrucalvaceae.